GGGCUGCCUGGUCGCAUCGGGAACAAAGGAAACUCGCCCCCCCCCCCGCCCCUCCCGGCAUGAAGAUGCCUUGGCUGGCGCCGGGGCCCCGGGCGCUAGGGCAGCUCCUGCUGCUGCUUCUGCUCUGCCACGCCGCGCUGGCACAGCGCUGGCGUAACGAAAACUACGAGAGACCUGUGGACCUGGAAGGGUCAGGGGAUGACGACCCCUUUGCGGAUGAUGAAAGUGAUGACCUCUAUUCGGGGUCUGGCUCGGGAUAUUUUGAGCAGGAGUCUGGGAUCGAGACGGCGGUGAGGCUCCGCACGGACACGCUCCCCACCACCCCGGCCGGGCUGCCUGUCACAUCUGUGCAGCCCGUGGCAACUCCCUUUGAAAUGCUGCCUGUAGAAGAAACCACCCCUGAGCAGGCGACCAGCAUCCUGUACAUCCCCAGGGUGACAGAGGCACCGGUGAUUCCCAGCUGGAAAGCAACUACCACCAGUGCCACGGCCAGUGACACCCCACCACCCGCAACGGCUGCUGCUGCUUCCAGCCCCACCACUCCCACUGCUAAACCAACAACCAUCCGGAGGAUCCUGCCCCCCUUCGUCACGACGACGGCCACAACGCGGGCCACCACUCUGGAAAUGCCAGCCGCAGCUGUGACGGAAGCCAGCACGGUCACAGAGGCUGCCACGUCCCGGCUCGUCACCCCCAGCACUGCCAGGCCCAGAGCUGGCCCAAAGUCGAGCACCUCCAGGACCAUGGUCGUCACAGAGAAAAGCACUGUCUUGCCGCCGCUGGCUGCUACCUUGGCCCCUACGGACGCACCCCAGACCAAGCUGCUGGACGUGACCAUGUCCACGUCCCUCGACAGCGAGCUGGAGGUUCCUGUCAGCGGAGGACCCAGCGGGGACUUCGAAAUCCGCGAGGAGGAAGACACAACUCGGCCAGAGCUCAAUAACGAAGUGAUCGCCGCGGUUACCCUGGCAGCAGAGCCGGGGCUGGGGAAGAAUGCAGAGCCCGGCCUCAUAGACAAUACGAUAGACUCUGGGAACUCGGCUGCCCAGCUCCCCCAGAAAAACAUCCUGGAGAGGAAAGAAGUGCUAAUAGCUGUCAUCGUGGGCGGCGUGGUCGGGGCUCUCUUUGCUGCCUUUCUGGUCAUGCUGCUCAUCUACCGGAUGAAGAAGAAGGACGAAGGGAGCUACACGCUGGAGGAGCCAAAGCAGGCGAACGUCACAUACCAAAAGCCCGACAAGCAGGAGGAGUUCUAUGCAUAACAGAGCCCAGAGUGCCUCUCUCUCCAUUUCACUCGAUUUCUGGUUCAAUUUCCCUCUGCCCCCACCCUCCCCCAGCCAAUCUCUGUCUCUUGCUCUCUUUCUGAUGGGACUGUGAGUUGAACAAACAAACAAACACUAUAAUAAAAAGAAAAAAAACAGCUUCAGUUAAAAUAUAUACAAAUAAAGCGUCACCGAUUUAAAACGAAUCCCGUAACCUUUCUCCAGCGGACGCAGCGUUUGCAGGGGACAGCAAGCGUGAGGAGCGAACGGGCAGCCAACUUUCAGUGCCUAUGCGAACACUCCUCGGACGACAGCAUGCUUGGGUGGUCAUUUUCCUGAUGAUGGUUGGAGUUUCCUGGGUUUACCAAACAACAAGACUGACUCUGAGGUCUGAACACCUGUUACCAGAAUUGGGGUAGGGGUGGGAGUUUGGGGAGAGGGAGGGGUUUCUUUCUUUCUGUGGGGUUGGGGGUUUGGUUUCUUACUGGGACUCGCUGCUCCAUGGCUGUAUUCGGAAAGAGGAUGCGACUGUCAAAUACAAUUUCAAGCCUUGAAAAAGCACAAUGAGAUGAAACAGCUAAUGCUGUGGUUUGCUCUCGGAAUGAAAAAUGGCCAGUGGGCUGGAGCUGAGCUUUUAGAGCACCUCCUCAGAGAGUUCACAUAGCUGCAGGGAGCCCCGGUUGGCAGUUGUGUGGGGCUCCCUUCCUCACACUGCUUCACUUCAUUUGCAUUGCUGUGCACAGAGACCUUAAGUGUAUAGAAACCAUGUUUUGGGGGCUGGCGAGGGCUUGGUUGAAAGGGACCUUGCUGUUGCUGGGUUUUCACUGUGACGAACAAAACUCAGCUAUUGCAGUAUUCCCUGCUCUUUGCAAACAACCAGCGCUGGUGGUUUGAAGGGAACCAGGAUAAUGGGGGCAGGGGGGAUUGACAAGAACAACAACAAGAGGCUAAGAGGUCUUUUGUGUUCCUUUGAAUGUGAUAAUAUUUCACAGACCUCAUCCAGCCGCGCUUUGCAGCCAUUCUCCUCAGAUGUUGUUUGGUGAUAGCUCCUGUCAAAUUGCAGAUACCCCAGGACAUUAAGAAAAUAAAGGAGACAACGGUAGGUUUUCAAGGGUCACUGUCAGGACACAUUAGCUCCAUGAUGUAUCAUUAAUUAAAUCCAAGACUGAUAUGUUUCCAUUAUUUUUUUUAGUUUUUAUUUUUAAAACUCCUGUUCAAACUUUACAGCUAGGAACUGAUUGACUUCCAAUGGGCUUUGGAUCAGCUUCACAUGGGAGCCCAAAAGGGUAACCAACUAGAAGCAACGGUUAAACUGACUAAUGUGUUUUGAAUCCUCUGAGGUGCGUUUAAGAUGGAAAGGAUAUAAGUGGCACGAGGGCCCAAUCCAGAGCCCAGGGAUUGGGCCCAUAGGGUUGAAUAUUCAGUGAGAAAUUUGAAUUGGCCGGCUUUAAUAAUCUAAAGGGCUGUUCACGAUACAGUUAAGGAAACUGAGUUUUUAAAAAGAUGAUUUGGAUCUGGACCAUGUUCCUUUGAGGCCCUCACUUUGCUAUUGUAUUAAUUUAAAAAAAAGCAGUCAACAUCCUUAUGUCACCUACUAGUCUGACUCUUUGAACCCUUCCCAAGGCUGAGUUGCGAGUGGAGGUUUAUCCGUAUACUAGUGGCUAAUGUGGACUUUUAGUUCAGGCAGUAUAGACACAGGCAUUUGCAUUCUGAUGUGCUUGGGUCAAUCCCCACAAAUAACCAACCCGAAGCUGUUGUGACCCAUGGAACUCUCUCGUGGAUCAGUGUGGGCACACGUCAUUGGGAACAGGAUAUGCCUUGUGAGGGAUCUUGGGGACUUGUCUUAGUGGGCCACACCGGGGACAAUCUGCUCAUGGAGCCAGAAAAAGUUUUGGCAUAGCCCAGAGAACAAAGCAGCUCUGGCAUGUGGAUGGGAGAGGAGAAUUGUGGCCAAAGCAAACAUUUGGUGAUACCAGCUGUUAUCUGAUGAAAGGCACAAGAAUGACAACCCAGGCUUGGUUCUGAUGUCACAAUGUCAGCAGAGUUAUUCCUGAUUGAUUCCGGUGUAACUGACAGCAGAAUGAAGCUGUCAGUCAUAAGAAACGGCUCCUCCAGGGCUGCCAGGAGGUGAGAGCCAAAUGUUUCAAGGUUUGGUGCAAAUCUGGAUGGAGGGUUUUUUUUCCCACCAGCUUUAGGCUGAGAUUUUUUUUCAAGAAGGACUUUGAUUUUGAGUGUCUUUAUUUUUAGGACUGUAUUGAGACCUUAAAGGGGGCUAAUUCUCCGGGGUGAAUUCUGAAAAUCAAGCCCCUUAUAGAUGUCUCAAUUUGGGCACCCUAAAGACUGAGGCAACCAAAAAUCAUUAGUCCCCUUUGAAAGACAAGGUCCUAAUCUUUUGAGACUAUAUUAAAAUCUCCAAGCUUAAUCUUUUAAGUUUUGCUUUUCUCAGCUUCCUCAUUAAUCUGCGCCAUUCUAUUUUUUCCCUUAAUAGUCUGAAGUACUGUAAUACAACUUUUUCUUUUAAUCCACGUUAGACUUCUCAGCUGGUAUUAAAUUGUAAUCCCGAUACUUAAAUCUUUUACAGGUUCGGAAGGGAGUAAUGAUCUCAAAAUGCGAGUGUUAGAGCAGGCUGAAAAAUCGUUCUUUGCUUUCUCUUAAAAGAAUUUAAAGUACAAAAUGACAAAAAUAUCGUUAAUUAAAACACUGAUCAGAGUUGA
This is a messenger RNA of Gopherus evgoodei (Goodes thornscrub tortoise), 3973 nucleotides long. RefSeq names its product syndecan 3 (gene SDC3). Gene Ontology annotation, cellular component: membrane; cell surface. The coding region runs from base 60 to 1259 and encodes 399 amino acids. Gene Ontology annotation, biological process: cell migration. The record is from RefSeq and is a predicted model, not a curated record. The transcript has 5 exons. Lineage: Eukaryota; Metazoa; Chordata; Testudines; Testudinidae.